This is a messenger RNA of Elaeis guineensis (African oil palm), 2256 nucleotides long. Its product is annotated as cysteine-rich receptor-like protein kinase 43. NCBI's taxonomy places the organism in Eukaryota, Viridiplantae, Streptophyta, Magnoliopsida, Arecales, Arecaceae. Gene Ontology annotation, molecular function: ATP binding; protein kinase activity. The record is from RefSeq and is a predicted model, not a curated record. Gene Ontology annotation, biological process: protein phosphorylation.
GAUUGGGGAAACCUAGUCCACUGUCGUCCCGGUAAGACACUCGCAAAUCGAUCUUUUGAGCCGUACAAAUAGGUCAAGACUAGGGCUGCUCCAUUUUAAAAAGUUGGGAUGUGGAGUUUGCAGGCAUCCAACGUCUCUACUGCAAGAUUAAUUCCCAUCGCGAAAGGGCCCAGCAAAUCCAGUACCACCCUGAGUUUUUUUUUUUUGGUAGAAGUACCACCGUGGUCCGCAGUUGUGUUUUAAAUAUGAUGUUAUCUUCUUUAUUAUUUUGAAAAUAUCCAACAUCCACAACUCCUAUACCUCAAGAUCAGAUCGGAUCUCAGCAGCAGCAGCAGCACCUAAUUACCCGAACUGAUGAUGGCGAGACCUCGGAGAUUUCUGGAGAGCCUCGUCAGGCCCUGGUUACAUCGGGAAGACAGAGUGGUGAAAGAGGAGGAGAACUUGGAGGCAAUCGCCGCGAAGGAGCAGAAGGUGUUCAAGUACGACACGCUGGUGGCUGCCACCCAUAAUUUCCACCCUCAGCAGAAGCUCGGGGAGGGCGGAUUCGGGCCAGUUUUUAGGGGACGAUUGGAGGACGGGCGGGAGGUGGCGGUGAAGAGGCUGGGGAGAGGGUCGACGCAGGGGGUGAAGGCGUUCACGAACGAGGCGAUACUGCUCUCGCAGGUGCACCAUAAGAACGUUGUCAACCUUUACGGCUACUGCGCCCGCGCCGACGAGAAGCUCCUCGUCUACGAGUACGUCCCCAACGAGAGCCUCGACAAGUUCCUCUUCUCUCCCCUGCCAGGAGGAGGAAGAGGAGACGAUCCGGGGGCUGGCCGGAAUUGGGCGGAGCUGCUGGACUGGAAUCGGCGGUACGAGGUGGUGCUGGGGGUGGCGCGGGGGCUGCUGUACCUGCACGAGGACGCGCACACGCCCAUCAUCCACCGGGACAUCAAGCCCAGCAACAUCCUCCUCGACGAGCGGUGGUCUCCCAAGAUCGCGGACUUCGGCCUAUCCCGCCUCUUCCCGGAGGACCUCACCCACGUCAACACCCGCGUCACCGGCACCUUUGGCUACAUGGCCCCCGAGUACGUCAUGCAUGGCUCCCUCUCCACCAAGUCCGACGUCUUCAGCUUCGGUGUCCUCGUCCUCGAGCUCAUCUCCGGCCGGAAGAAUUCCUCCUUCAUCCUCAAAGCCGAAGAUGCUCAGAGCCUCCCCGAAUGGGCUUGGAAGCUCUACAAGAAGGGGCAAAGUCUGGAGUUGAUGGAUCCUGUCCUGAGAUCCACAGCAGUUCCAGAACAGGUUGCAAUGUGUGUGCACAUAGGGCUCCUUUGCACUCAGUCUGACCCCAAGCUGAGGCCUGACAUGAAGCGGGUGGUGGUCAUCCUAUCCAAAAGGCGAAGCACACUAGAGGAGCCCAUCAGGCCUGGCAUCCCUGGAUCCAGGUACCAGAGAAGAGCUUAUGGACCCCAAAGUUCCAACUAUGCCUUGGGUGAAUCCUUAUCAGGAACGAUCGAUGCCUCCAACUCUGCUUCUUCCGAUGCCUCCACUUCCAAAGCAAACAGCAAGACCACUACCUCGACUAUCACCACCAAUGCAAGCUCCCAGGCGCCACAUUUAUAUCAUGAACAACACUCUAUACAACACUAGCAUUAGGCUUCUUUUUUUUAAAAAAAAUUCUUUCUUGUAUUAUAUUAGUAGCUGGUAGUUUUAUUUAAUUAUCUAGUUUUGCAUGUAAAUUUUUUUUGGAGAUUGCUUGGUUAAAGUCUAGAUGAAGAUGCGGGAAGUGAGUAUUCUUUUGCUCAAGAAAAAUAUUUUUGUUAAAACUUCUCUUGGAGGGUUUGCCAUGGAAACUUGAGCAUGUUCUCUUGGCUAGUAGGUCCGCGUGAAGGCUAUCCUCAGCAAUUGUAUUCUCCAUUGCCAUUUACUCUUCAGACAAGUAGACAGGUGAUGAGGAACACAGGAAUGGAUACAUGUAUAUCAGUUCAUGCUUACCAGGAGUCCUGCUGCACUGCUGUCUUGAUCCUAAAUGCUGUCUCUCUGUUCUCCUGUUUAUUGAUCCUAAAUGGGAAAAAACGUUCAGUAGUCAGAUUUUACAAGGAUGUCAUCCAGAACUACGAAACUUAUGUAAACCAUUUGAAAUCAACAUAAUGAUUAUUGUUAACUUUAUUGUAUUUGAAACACAAUGAUUCUCAAAGGUGUUAAGAGAAAGAUCAAGCUUCCAAAACCAUUCUCUGCAUCUUGGAGUUUUGUAAUUCACAGAGCUAAAGUUCAAAU